Messenger RNA from Orcinus orca (killer whale), 3900 nucleotides. RefSeq lists its product as uncharacterized. Bases 1 to 1584 code for a protein of 527 amino acids. NCBI's taxonomy places the organism in Eukaryota, Metazoa, Chordata, Mammalia, Artiodactyla, Delphinidae. The transcript has 9 exons. The record is from RefSeq and is a predicted model, not a curated record.
AUGGCGUCUCGCGUCGUCCCAGACUCUGCACAGCUCCCGCUGCCGAGACUCCGAGCAGACGUCGCAGCGGCAAGCGUCGCCACUCUGGGGACGCGAACAAGCUGGCGGCCCGCGCCUCUCUCCUGCUACCUGGUCGCGGGAAAACGAACUAGCACCGCUCCCCGGGCCGAGGCCAUUCCCCCGCCCCCACCGCCGGAAGAGCUGCCCUUCCCCGAUGGGAGGGGGGCGGGAAACUUUGCGAGACGACUGUUCCGCGCCUUUCUCGCGUGGCGUCGGAGAGGAACUUGGGCCUCGGACCUGAACCUCGUGGACUACGGAGCGGAGGGGGACACUUCGGGCCACUCGGAGGGCGGCACCGAAGUCAGGCGUCCCCAAGGGCUCUGGCGGACGGCCAACCCCGGGGAGUCCCCACAGAUGGCCCGCGCCUUCCCUCGCCCGCUCUUCCGGGGGAGGGGGAGGCGCGUGGGUCGUGUGCACCACGACUCCGGCCCGCAGCCUCCGCGGAGCCACCUCCGCAACCUGCCCCGCCCGGAGUCGCCCUGCGGGAUGCAGCCUUCCCCGCGCGUAAUGGGGCACCCCUGGGACGCAGGCAAGGAUGGCGGUUCCGGUCGUUCCGGGAUUUGCGUGCAAGAAGACAACAAGGCCGGCGACUACAGGAGCGGCGCCUCCAUUCUCGGGGUUGAGACGCCCGCGCAGUCUCCGCGUCGGUCCCGCUAUCGCCACUCUUGCCUGGGGGGCCCGCUUCCGUACCCCGUGCCACCCCCCAGCAAUCCCUCGUCCCGCCCUUGCGGCACCACGCGGAGCUCCGAGCACGCUGUCUCCCACCCCAGCCCCUCCAUAACUCGCGCACCUCCCUCGCCCCGGGAUCGGGGCACUACUCGCUCUCAGCGCCCGGAGUACGCCGGUUCCACCCUCGGCUGCGAAAGCCGCCGCCCCGUGCCACCCCCGCCCGGCCCGGCCCUUGUCCCAGCCCUUAGUCCCAGCCCGGCUCCCCCGCCAGCUGCGCCGCCACCGCCGCACGUGACCCGCCCCCGUCGCGGCUUCCGCCUAUCUGCCUGUUCCGGAGCACAAACAAUUUCUGCUCUGACGCGGGGUCUCUCGGGCCCCGGCGUCCUCUCCUCCUUGCCUCCCCCCCUUCCGGGUACGAGAACUCAAAACAACUCGCUGACCUUCGGGCCGACCAGCUCCAGCUUCCACCGACUCCGGCAUUCUGUUCAAACCCGGCAGCGGCGGCUUCUAAGAUUUCACUCCGCGCUGGGCUGGGGGGAGGGGGUGAUUCCUCCGGGAGGGGGUGUCUCAGAUCGAAAGAGCCACUUCACGCUCAUUCCUCUCCUCCCAAACCACAUAAGGAACACCAUGAUCCGUGCGCCUGUGCAGCGUGUUCCAGAGUCCCAGCCCUCACCAGCUGUGAGGUCACAUCUCGGAAGGCAGUCAUCUACCUCAACCAACAGCUCCGAGAUGCUGGGCAGCGGGACCGUAUCUGCCAUUGGGAGAGCUGCCGCUGGUGCUCUGGGCUGUCCUACUCCUUCCGGUAGCCAAAGAGAGGAUGCGAGUUUUAAAAAUGCAUAUAUUCAGAGAAAAUGACUACCAAGAGAACGACAGAUUAUAUUUUCCAAAAGUGAUGACAACAGUAUCUCCCAUCCCAGCUGCUCAUCUUACGGUGUGACUUUGACAUUCCUCCCGUUGAGAGGUCCCUUAAUGGCCGUUUGUAUUGGAUGAAGUUCAUAAGGAUUUGCAGAGGUCCUCCAGGGCCUCUGUGAGGGUGAAGAAACUAGCUCUGCCAACCACGGGUUCUCAAGGAACAUUUGUCUGCUGUGGAAUUAAUCAGAAGUCGCGCCCUCCCUCCCUCUGACAGCUGCAGGGGGAGAGGGUGGAGGAAUUAUCCAGGGAAUGCGAGGGCAGUGGGGGCCACAUGAUAAGAAGGAGAGUUCUCCCUUGUCCCUUUCCAACGCCCCCGCAGAUGUGGCCGAGGAGCCGGGCCCUGCAAGGCCAUGGUGGAGGAAGGAGGCUGUGUAGUAAUGUGGUUAGAGCUCGGCAAACCCGGCUCCAAAAGCCAGCGCUGUUAUGUCAUUGGUGUGCGCCUCAGUUUCCUCUGUAGUAAAAUGGGAAUGACUUCCGGGCUGCUUGUGGGGAUUAAGGGAGGUCAGGCGAAUAACGGCCCAGGCACACCAUGGGUUUAGGAGAUGGCGGUUCCUGGGAUUUAUGCAGACCUGUGGCCCUAUGCCCUGUGGGAGUGGAGCCCUAAGCGUAAAUCGUUAACUCCUCAAAGGUAUGUUUGCUGUGCCCUGGGAUUUUCAAAGGGCAGGCUCUCCCAACAGCUCCAGAACCUUGCUACUCAAAAGGCCCGCGGACCGGCAGCAGCCUCACCUGAGAGGCUGUAAGGACGCCCUCAGAUGCUCCCCAGGCCUGUCGAAUCAGAAUUUCUAUAUUAAGAUUCCCUCAGUUUCAAAAUCACAUUUGGAGAAGUGGACCCUCUGUGCAUAAGAACAGCCACUGAGAGAAACAACAACAAAGAUGAACGGGUUGAAAAAGGCAAACCUGUCACUCUCCCGUCAAGUAGAGAGGCCUAUGUCUCUACCCCUUUGAACCCAGGUGGGUCCUAUGCCUGCUUUGACUGAGAGAAUGAGGUGGAAGUGAUGCUGUGUGGUUUUUUCAGGACAGGAUCACAGAAAGACUUGAAGCUUCCUGAGCCUACUAGAAUGCUCACUUUUGGGACAGUCCCUCUUGGAAGCUAGCCACCAUGCUGUGAGAAGCCCAAACUACAAUGGACAGGCCACACUUAAGGUGUUCCAGUUGAAGCCCCAGUUAAGUUCCCAGCCAGCGGCCAAUAUUAACUGUCAGCCCCGUGUGUGUGCCAUUUUGGAUGUCCAGCUGGGUUAAGCCUUCAGGACUCCAGCCCCAGCCAACACCUGACUACAGCUGCACAAGACACCCAGAGUAAAAAGCCCCCCAGCUGAGCCCAGUCAACUCACAGAACUGUGAGAGAGAGUAACGAGUUGUUGUCCUGAAGCCACUAGGUUUGGGUUCAUGAUGUGGCAAUAGAUACCAAGGACAAGAGCAACUUUGGUUAGACACAUAAACCAUAGGGUGACACAUAAUUAGGUAUAGUUUUUAAAUCUUGGGUUCAGCUUUAGGGCUAUGAGUCCCUAACAUCGUAGAGCCGUACUAUUUCAGUUCACAUCUGCUGCCUCUGAUCAAAACACUAUCUUGCACUUCCUGAGAGAGAGAGAGCACUUCCUGCCAGGUGUCCCCUUGUGUCCUCCUCUGUGUGACUGUGGGGUUCCGUGUCUCUCACACAUUCGAGCGUGGCGCUUGGUGCCUUGAGAUAGAAGCCAUGCUCUUGCCUCCAGAAGGUUUUGUGGGUGGGAUUGUGCCAUAGACAGCAAGAAUCCACCCACACGUUUUCUUUGAAUCAACUUUAGUGAUGGAUAUUUACAUAUGAUACAUUAGACCCAUUUGAAGUGUUCAGAUUGAUGAGAUUUGACAAACGUAACCCGUGGGACCACCACCCAUGUAACCACCACCAUAAUCAAAGUCUAGAACAUUUUCAUCACCCAAGAUUUUCCUUGUGCCCCCUUUGCGGUCAAUCCCCUCCUCCCACCCCCAGCCCCAGGCAAGCACUGAUUUUCUUUGCCAUUAGAGAUCAGUUUUUGUCUUUUCUGGUGUUCCAUAUAAGUAGAAUCAUAUAGGAUGCACUCAUGUGACUGCAUAAUAUUUUGUUCAGCAUAUUUUUGAGGUCAUCCAUGUGGUGUGUACCUAUAGUUAAUUCCCUUUUAUUGCUGCGUAGUCUAUCAUUGUAUGGAUAGAUCACAAUCUGUCUGUGCUUCUGUUGAUGGACAUUUGGGUCAGUUAUACUUGGGGCUAUUAUGAAUAAAAGUGCUAUGAAUGUUCACCUACAAG